Molecule: messenger RNA, 1002 nt
Organism: Aureobasidium vineae
Lineage: Eukaryota; Fungi; Ascomycota; Dothideomycetes; Dothideales; Saccotheciaceae
Source: the annotation of a GenBank genome assembly
AUGAAGUAUGCACUUUCUCUCGUCGCCAGCGGUGCUGUCCUCGCCGCCGCCCAGCAGGGUCUCGGUUCAUGCGCUCAAAACUGCUUCAACAACAUGGUUGGCAUUGCCUUGAACCAGUUCCACUGCAACAUUGGUGACGUUGCAUGCUACUGCUCCCACCCUGAAUUCGGCUACGGUGUCCGCGACUGCUCCAACCAGGCCUGCUCCGCUCAAGAGGCCGCCGACGCCAUUGGCUUUGCCAACGCUUACUGUGCUGCCGCUGUUGGCACCGCCAGCAACUCGGUUGCCUCGAUCCUGAGCACCAUCUCCGCCUCUGGUUCUAAUUACGCAUCAGCUACCUCUGCCGGCGCUGCUGCUGCUUCUCAAGGUCUUGGUAUCCUUGGUACCAGCGCCCAAUCUUCUGGUGCUCAGUCUUCCAGCGCCCAACAGUCGUCUGGCAGCACUUCGUCUGCCGUCACCACCUCGGCCCUUGUUGGAACCAUCACCUCAGGAGGUAGCACCAUCCCCACAACCACUGGCUUCUCUACGAUCUACUCCGUCGUUCCUAUCGUCGGUGGUAUUGUCGGUGGUGCCUCAUCUGGUGCUUCAAGCGCCGCCUCGGCUGCCUCAUCGGGUGUUUCCAGCGCCGGAGCCGCCGCCAGCUCUGGUGCUUCGUCGGCUUCGUCGGUCGCCAGCAACGCCGCAUCCAGCGCCUCCUCGGUUGCCUCUAGUGCUUCUUCGGCUGCCAGCAACGCUGCUUCCAGUGCCUCCUCGGGUGCCUCGUCUGCCGCCUCUGCCGCCAGCUCGGGUGCUUCUUCCGUGACCUCGCGUGCCUCCAGCGGUGCUUCCAGCGUUGCCGGUGCCGCCACUUCGGGAGCUUCGUCAGUCGCUUCCCGCGCUUCGUCUGCUGCUGGUGGUGCUUCCAGCGCUGCCUCGUCGAUUGUCGCCACUGCUGGUGCCCCCAUCCAGACCGUCGGCCCUAUGAUGGGUGCCGCCGCUCUUGCCGCUCUCCUGCUGGUCUAA